Molecule: messenger RNA, 1887 nt
Organism: Etheostoma spectabile (orangethroat darter)
Lineage: Eukaryota; Metazoa; Chordata; Actinopteri; Perciformes; Percidae
Gene: fitm2
Product: fat storage inducing transmembrane protein 2
Exons: 2
Coding region: 85-903 (272 amino acids)
Biological process (GO): lipid droplet organization; phospholipid biosynthetic process; lipid storage
Cellular component (GO): endoplasmic reticulum membrane
Molecular function (GO): coenzyme A diphosphatase activity
Source: RefSeq, a predicted model, not a curated record
GGAGUGACAGUUCCAACCCCAACCGACAGCACCCCUCCUGCGACUUCAAGGGAAACUCGGGCGCCCCCUUCAAAGGAAACGCCAAUGUGCAGCCCAGCUCGUCCGGUCAGUGGUGUCAACAUGGCGGCGGUAGAUGUCAUUGUGGACAACUUGGUGACACUCUGGAGGAUACCGGCUGCCCGACAAAACUUCCCCUUGAUAUUUGUACUCAUUUCGGUCGUGGGGUCGCUUCUGAAAGAGCUGGAGGUCGUCCCGCAGACAUAUUUCAGCAGCAGCGGAAAUGCCCUGAACGUGUAUUUUGUCAAAGUGUCCUGGGGCUGGACAUUGCUGCUGCUGACCCCUUUCCUCCUCCUGUCCAACUCGGCCUUCAGCAGGAGCGUGUCCUUCCUCUCCCGGCGACUGCUGUCUCUGUUGGUGGCAACAGCCGUCUGGUACGCCUGCACCCAGACCUUCUUCUUCAUCGAGGAAGUGACCGGUUCGUGUUAUGAGACCGGCACCAAGGAGGUUCUCAUCAAGGAGUUAUCAAGCAAAGCCAGCUGCAGGCGGGCCGGCUUCCAAUGGCACGGCCACGACAUCUCAGGGCACUCCUUCAUCCUGGCCUACUCGGCUCUCUUCAUCGUGGAGGAAACGGCGCCGAUGGCCUCCCUAAGGACCGCCGGUCUCUCUGCGCUGCCCCGGAUGGUCCUCAACCUGCUGUACGUGGCCUUGAAUCUGAUCGUGAUCGUUUGGGUGUGGAUGUUUGCCUGCACCUCUGUUUACUUCCAUCACACGUCUCACAAGUUGCUAGGGACUUUAUGCGGCCUGGUGGCGUGGUAUCUGACAUAUCGGGUCUGGUAUCUCAAACCUUUAUCCCCAGGACUCCCCCCUCAGCGCCACCCAAAAGAACAGAAACAAAACGCCUGAGAUGCAGUCACACUUUCCAGAACAACAUUGUCACUAAUGUUGCAGCCAUUCUCCAAACAACACACUACAGUUGAUGUUCUCUGUCUCCAGGUCCAAGCUGGCCGUGCUAUUUUAAGCUAUUUUAAGUUAUUCCCUGCUCAAAGAAAGGUUGAUUUGUACAGGAUGGCCGUUGGCAGCUGCUGUUCCCAAAAUGACUCUCUGUAAUCUGAGAUAAAAGCGAGACGCUGCUCUGCUGCCCAGCUUCUGCCUCUCACCUUCAGCUUCUGAGGCUCGCAUGCCACGCCAGCGUUUGUCCCCGAGUUUGUUGCCUUAAAAUGUUUUGUUUGUGGAUGGUUAAUCAGAGAUUUUAGAUGUCUGAAUGGGAACACUUGAGAAUGUUUACAGCUCUAGUUGUAUUUUUGCAGACCAAUGUAAAGAAGAUAUACAUUGUUUUUAUAGGAAACUACCAUCAUAUCAGACACUGUAACUACAGUGGGCCUAAAUGAUUUACUGAUGUAGAGCUUGAAUAGCAGAGAGGACCAUCAUUUUAAUGUAUCAGCAAGUUGUUUGCAAAGUAUUAUUAAAAUGCUUUUAAAAAGGUUAAGGCUGGAAAUAUAUCUACGAUUGUGAUCUAAAAAUAUGCGUCCCAAUUUCCUAAUGCACAAGGUGACAUCUUUAAAUGCCGUGUUUUGUCCAGACCGUAGUUAAAAAUGCAAAGAUAUUUAAUUUACAAUCACAUAGGACAAAGGCAAGCAACACAUCCUCACAAUUGUAAAGGUGGAACCAGAGAGGUUAACCUUUAGCUUGGAAAAAUAACACAAGUCAAAGCAGUAGCACACUAGUUUUCUGUUGAUGGACUAAUCAAUCGGUCGACUAAUUGUUUCAGUUGUGGUUUUAUUUACUGUCAACACUAUGAAAAGACCAAGUAACCUGCCAAUAAGUGUUGCCUCUGUGCCGUAGCGCUCCAUUGUUGUCCAAAAACUAUUAAAAAUACAUAAAUGAUGA